UUGUGACUUACGUCAGUCUUGUGAUAGUUAGAUACUCACUCAACUUAUUUUAUACAUUUAUACAGUUCGUCGCGAUAGACACGGGGAAAAGACAUUAAAAUAGUGUUUUCUUGCAUUUUAUACUUAUAAUCAUGUUUCCAUUACUCUACAUUACGUUGUUUACUGUGUUUGCAACGCAAGUUAGUGCUCAAAAUAGAGUAGCCGUGGCCCACCUCAUGACUGGAAAUAUUAACGGUUCUGUAUUGUUUACCGAAACGGCCCAAGGCUUACAUGUAACUGGUUCGAUAACUGGACUACCCGAAGGCCGCUAUGGAUUUCAUGUUCACGCACUUGGGGACGUGAGCACCUGCAAUGCAGCCGGUCCCCAUUUCAACCCAGACGGCGACAGACAUGGGGGAAGAGACCACAGCGUGAGACAUGUUGGAGAUCUCGGAAAUGUUGUAUUCGUAGGAAAUGAAAAUGCAGUUGCUACUCUUGAUUUUGUGGAUAACAUUAUUACACUACGCGGCCGCAAUAAUAUUUUGGGGCGAACUUUAGUGCUCCACGAGCAAGAAGACGAUCUAGGACUUGGAAAUCAUGAACUUUCCCACAUCAGUGGGAAUGCGGGUCCACGAGCUGCCUGCGGUGUGAUCGGUAUUGUAUCACCCUCUGAACCUUGGAACUCAGCAGGGACUAUUACAACACCCAGGUUGUCACUAUUUGCGUUAUCUUUAAUAUUUGUUUACGUAAGAUUGUAAGAUAUUUAGUAUACGUGUUAAAAACCAAAA
Manduca sexta (tobacco hornworm) is the source of this 767-nucleotide messenger RNA. Its product is annotated as superoxide dismutase [Cu-Zn]-like. The record is from RefSeq and is a predicted model, not a curated record. Gene Ontology annotation, biological process: removal of superoxide radicals. NCBI's taxonomy places the organism in Eukaryota, Metazoa, Arthropoda, Insecta, Lepidoptera, Sphingidae. Gene Ontology annotation, molecular function: superoxide dismutase activity; copper ion binding. The coding region runs from base 132 to 737 and encodes 201 amino acids. The transcript has a single exon.